This is a messenger RNA of Topomyia yanbarensis, 2672 nucleotides long. Its product is annotated as probable serine/threonine-protein kinase kinX. Bases 105 to 2444 code for a protein of 779 amino acids. The transcript is spliced from 4 exons. The record is from RefSeq and is a predicted model, not a curated record. Lineage: Eukaryota; Metazoa; Arthropoda; Insecta; Diptera; Culicidae.
AAAUGCAUUCCUUCACAUUUGCAGACAGAUGGGACGCGUUGCAGUUCCAUUUGCAAGUUAUCAAAUGAAAUUGUGUUAUAGUGCAUAGUGCAAUCCUAAUCAGAAUGGCCCCGAACAUAAGAUACCGUGUAUUUCGCAUGUUCCGAAAACAAUAUGUGUCAUUGCGCAGCACUAAUGAGGCAGCGAAAACCAUACUCGAAGAACAACGGCUUGGUAUCACAGAACAGCAUCCAUCAACCGAAAAGACUGCUACUGAAGAAGAAAAAAGUGAUCUGGCUGAGGUCAAAUUAGAUGUAAACCCCGUAUCUAAGAAACAAACCGCAGAAUCUGAAGAAGAUUUGGACGAAGAAGAAGAAGAGGAAGAGGUGGAAGAAGAAGUUGAAGAAGAAGAAGAGAUCGAAGAGGAGAUAGAGGAAGAGAUUGAAGAAGAAGAUGAUGAUGAGACAGAAGUGUCCAAAGAGGUCAAAGAACCCACCAAUGAGGCGGUUGAACUAGUAGAUAAGAAAACUUCGGAUACUGAGGUGGUCGCUAAAGCGCUUGAACUUGUAACGUCGGAAAUCGCCACAGAACAAAACGUCGAAGAAACAGAGUCAGUACACGAGCCUCAGGAGUCUCUGCCAUGUGAUUUUGCUGGAAGCGACAAUCAUCUUGAUGCAACGGAAAAUCAUCAUGGUAUAGAUCUUGCCGAGAAGCCCUCUAUUCCCCCGCAAACCUAUUUAUGGGAGGAAGUUAAAAAAUCGAAGGAACAGGUAAGUGAAGGUGGAUACCCAUGGACACAUCUCUACAAAGAACCGCUUGGGCCAGACGACGAGCCAGAAAUCAUUUUGCGGUAUGAACACUCCCCAAUGAAUCGUCGUCGUAAAGUCGAAGAACAUCUGAUUGAUGGAAGUUCUCGCGCAGAGAAAAAAGCUAGAACCGAAAAUGACUGCGAACCAACCGAAAUACAUGAGACUGAAUCACCUCCCCCUGAUACUUCAAGUCCUAGUGAAAUAGAAUCAUAUAUUGCGCCUGGAGCAAGCAAUGGUCAUCCAGAAUCUCCCAGGCGCAGCAGAUCACGUGCUGCAUCCCAUGAACCGCACGGACUGAAAACAGAGUUCAAAGCGCACGCAAAACAUUUUCUCGAAGAACAUCCGAGUAUCAGAAGCUUCAGUAACAGUCUAACUAGACAAGGCAAAAGAACAAGAGCAUUCGUUAGUCGAUCUUUGGAAAGAGCCAAAUCAAUGGCAGAUAAACAAAUCGACAAAGCGAAGGUUCAAAUGAAUACUCUCAGAAGAAAAAAAGCAGCUUCGGAACCACCAACUACUUUACCAAAGCAUAAAAUUUUGGCACUACGUGAAUCACCUAGGUUCGGAAACCGCGAAAUUCCGGCUUACGUAGUACGGCAACCAAGCGAUGACAUAAUGGAUUCUACCACUGCCGAAGACGAAACAGACAGCCCUGAAAAGGUGACUGGGGAGACGACAACAGUUGUGCCCGACGAAAUAAUAGAUUUGCCUCCUCACGAAUUAGAAGAGAUUUCGAAAGACGUAGAAAAACUUCCAGUAGAAACAGUUAAGCCUGAUCGAAUGGAAGUUGAGGAGCAACGGUAUGAAAUAAUUGAAUCUCCUAAAGAGAUUACAACAGUGGUAAUACCUAAAGUUGACGUUGAAGUGCCUCAAGUUUUACUCAUGCCAGAAGAAGAAAUAAAGGCACAACCACCCAAAAAGGCGCCUCGCAAAAAGAAAGAACAUCAUUAUGAAGACAUUGACGACAACGCGGUCUCAAAAGCGGAGCUUUCACAACCCAAACCUAUUGUUGAAACAAAGCUUAAACGACAGCAUGAAAUCGACGGAUUCGACCCAAUCGUUGGAGAGAUGCUAGGCAACGACAAAAUCAAGAUUUCGUUACAAAUGCAGGACGAACAAGUUGUCAACGAUAUGCUCAGUCGUAAACAACGGUUGGACGAGAUUCUUCAACAGUCCUCGGAAGAUGAAAAGGAGAAGAUACCGUGUCUUGGUUUAAUGGCUCCAAUUUCAUCGAUUGAUUCCACAUCUUCGGACGAGGAAGCUAGACGAACUUUACUAUCUACGCUGGCAGAGGAGAGCGACACUGGUAGUGUUGAUAAUGCAGGCACCAGGAAACUGAACUCCCUUAAGCAAAAUGACGUUCCAGCGGCGCUGGAAACUUUCAAAGAUCAAGAAAUAACAACUACCGACGAAGCAGACAGUAAAACACCUACAAAUGAAAAGGUUUCCGAGGAAAAAGUUCCCCCUAAGCAGUUUGAGCUAAAUCCUGCAGAAGAGCGAUUACUAGCCGAAGCCGAAAGAAGACUUCAGUUAACGCCAGUGGAAGAAAAACUGCUAAAUACAGAAACACCUGUAGCUGAUAAAUUUUCAACGCCAAUUGUGGAAACCAAACCCGUGAUCGAUGAACGCUGGUCUAAGAUGAGGUUUUGCUGUGUAUGAUAUACGCGUGACAAAAGCCGAACAACAUCGUCAGAAUCUGUGAUAUUUCCUUACCAAAAAUGGAUUGGUUUGCUGGUGAAUACAACAAGCUGAGUGAAGAAGACGUUUUGGAGAGAGUAUUUAGUCUUAACUACAUUUUCAGGCGCAACAAGAGAAUUUUUCUACGAUUCCACGAAUUUACAUCUAUGUAUUGAAAUCCAAAAUAAAAGUGUUUUAGUAACAUCAAGA